GAGGCGCCACAUCCGGCGGCUGUCCCGUGGUACAUAAAGCCGCGGCAGCCGCUGCCGCCACCACCACCGCCGGUUCCCAGCAGCAGCUCUGGCCUCCUCUCGGCUGCGGGAGCCUCUGCUCCAAUGCCCCAGAGUGGCCAUGAGCGCCCCGCACUGGUGGGACCAGCUGCGGGCUGGCAGCUCGGAGGUGGACUGGUGCGAGGACAACUACACCAUCGUGCCUGCCAUCGCCGAGUUCUACAACACGAUCAGCAACGUCUUGUUUUUCAUUUUACCGCCCAUCUGCAUGUGCUUGUUUCGUCAGUAUGCAACGUGCUUCAACAGCGGCAUCUACUUAAUAUGGACUCUCUUAGUUGUAGUGGGAAUUGGAUCCGUCUACUUCCAUGCAACCCUUAGUUUCCUGGGUCAGAUGCUAGAUGAACUUGCAAUCCUUUGGGUCCUGAUGUGUGCUUUGGCCAUGUGGUUCCCCAGAAGGUAUCUACCGAAGAUCUUUCGCAAUGACAGGGGCAGGUUCAAGGUGGUGGUCUGUGUCCUGUCUGCAGUUACAACGUGCCUGGCGUUUGUCAAGCCCGCCAUCAACAACAUCUCUCUGAUGACCCUGGGGGUUCCCUGCAUGGCGCUACUCAUUGCUGAGCUAAGGAGGUGUGACAACGUGCGUGUUUUAAAGCUGGGCCUCUUCUCCGGCCUCUGGUGGACCCUCGCCCUCUUCUGCUGGAUCACUGACCGGGCCUUCUGUGAGCUGCUGUCAUCUGUCCACUUCCCCUACCUGCACUGUGUGUGGCACAUCCUCAUUUGCCUCGCUGCCUACCUGGGCUGCGUGUGCUUCGCCUACUUCGAUGCUGCGUCCGAGAUCCCCGAGCAAGGCCCCGUCAUCAAGUUCUGGCCCAGCGAGCGGUGGGCCUUCAUCGGCGUCCCCUACGUGUCCCUUCUGUGCGCCAACAAGAAAUCCUCGGUGAAGAUCACGUGAUGGCAAGGCGGUGACUGGCCUCUCUGCCCCCUAACCUUCACCUGCCCACAAAGACAGCCAGGGUGGGGGUUUCGCAGAGUUGGGAGUGGGGUCUGUCUUUUUAAAAUUCUAUUCCCUUGGGAUCUAACUAGUGUGUCUGUGGACCGCCAGGACUCCACAGUGCCUGGGGGGAGAAAUGCUGGCCCAGAGGUGGGAAGCAGAUGGCCACGGGGCUCUGGGUGUGUGUUCUGUGUCACCUCCAGCUGCAAUGCUCAUUGGGCUGCGUCCUUGUGGUGAUGGCAGCGCCGUCCAGUGGGGGACUCCUUGCUGCACACGCCUUGCUUCCGGGCCCGCCAUCCCCUUGUGUUCCAGGAGCCGACCCACCCGUGACGGACACAUCCUGCAUCAGACGAGACCCUCUGUCCAAUGGAAGAGGCCAGAGCUUUUCAUCCAGGGCCACUGUCCUAAAUCAGAAGCAGACAAACAGAGUGCACACAGGGCUUGUGCCCCAGGAGGCUGGUUUCCACCUGCAGUGCUCUGUAGCCCGAGGUUUACAUACACGUGUGAACCCUUUUCCUGCUACCUCUGCUGAGAGGUGGAGUCUUGACUACAGAUCCGGGUGAAGCUAACAUGCAAAACCCUCUAUGCCAAAAAAUGACACUCCACUUCAAGCCAUUCUGGAAGAUGAGCACAAUCUUUAAACGCUGACAUGAUUUUCCUCCCCAACCCCACCCCAGCCCAGGAUCCUCAAAUACAAAGAAGAAUAGCUACGGUGUGAGUGUUCCAUACACAGACUCCUCCCCUCUUACUACUUGACCUCUGUGACAUUCCCACAGGCCUGUGACAAUCGCGGUAGGGAUCCUGGUUCAAAAUUUGGAGCAAAUGUGAAGUUUGAGAAGUUAUUCUCAUUGGAAGCCUCUUGUCCGCUGUCCUGUGCUGGAAAUUACUGUCAAGAAUCUUGCCUCUUCUUUC
This is a messenger RNA of Capra hircus (goat), 1918 nucleotides long. It is a transcript of the gene ACER2, whose product is annotated as alkaline ceramidase 2. The transcript has 6 exons. The coding region runs from base 140 to 967 and encodes 275 amino acids. Gene Ontology annotation, biological process: ceramide metabolic process. The record is from RefSeq and is a predicted model, not a curated record. Gene Ontology annotation, molecular function: hydrolase activity, acting on carbon-nitrogen (but not peptide) bonds, in linear amides. NCBI's taxonomy places the organism in Eukaryota, Metazoa, Chordata, Mammalia, Artiodactyla, Bovidae. Gene Ontology annotation, cellular component: membrane.